AUUUGCAACGACAAGCCAACGACAACAAUACGCAUUUCGAUGUCACUCGGCGACGCCAAGCAUUGACAGUAGCAACUCAAGUGAAUAGCCAUAAAUGAAAAGAAACAAAAUUAAAUAUGCAAGCCUAUUUAUUAAUUUGUUUAUCUUUAAUCGGUUUUGUUUUGAAUCUGGCAGCAAGUAAUGAUUUACUGGAACUAACUUGUUUAAAGCAACAACAAUGCAAUCAAUUCGAACACAGCGGCAUAAAGGCGGAUUGUAUCGAGGAUCGUUGUCAUUGUAUCAACGAAAACCGGGAGCGUGUACAAUGUAAACCACCGGAACGCAAAUUGGGUAACAUUAUUGGUAGUCCUUGCCCGUGUAAAAUGGAUUUUGCUGAAUGUGAUCACAAACAGGAUAUUUGCUAUUGUGCUGCCGGUUACAUGCCAAGCCUGGAUAAGAGACGCUGCAUAAAAAAAAAAGCAUUGCUUGGAGACAGAUGUGAACUCGACUCACAAUGUCAAAGAGGUGAUUAUAAUGCCAUUUGCCAUAAGGACUACGAAACGUGUAUGUGCAUGGAUUUAUUCGUCAAUGAUACUGGGAAAUGUGUUUCCAUUGUCGGUCCCAAAUUCGUCUGCCACAACGAUACACACUGCAUUAAAAAUUAUCGCGAAAAUGUUCGUUGUUAUGAAAAUACUCAAAACUGUGUCUGCGCCGAAGGUUUCAUUGCCUCCACGGAUAAUACACGCUGUCAAGAAAUUUCAGAAUAUCUGGAAAAAUGUACCGGACAUAGCCAAUGUAUUGCCUCGAUGGGUUUGGGUGGUCGCUGUGUUGACAACACCUGUCAGUGUGAUGAAAAAUAUUUUGUUGAAGAAAUGAAAUCUCCCGAAACGGGCAUAAAACGAACUGUAUGUUCACCAAUUGUCGAAAGAGGACAAUAUUGCCGUUACUCCGAAGAUUGUUAUCAACGUCAGCUACACAAUGAAUCGCAACAGACAAUGGAUUGUAUUUAUGGUGAAUGUAGUUGUAAACUUGGAUUUUUUGUACUAAACGAAGGUGAAUGCAUGCCCGGUGCUGCAACGGCAAUGAAGGUUUCUUCAAUUGGAUUUAUAAUUAUGAUGAUAUUUUUAGCUACUAAGUUUAUUUAAACAUAAUGUGUAAAUAAUAUUUUUGAAUACGCACGAUGAAUUGUAAAUAAAUUGUAAAAAAUUGUA
Musca domestica (house fly) is the source of this 1190-nucleotide messenger RNA. RefSeq names its product multiple epidermal growth factor-like domains protein 10. Lineage: Eukaryota; Metazoa; Arthropoda; Insecta; Diptera; Muscidae. The coding region runs from base 117 to 1124 and encodes 335 amino acids. The record is from RefSeq and is a predicted model, not a curated record. The transcript has 5 exons.